This is a messenger RNA of Striga asiatica, 498 nucleotides long. Lineage: Eukaryota; Viridiplantae; Streptophyta; Magnoliopsida; Lamiales; Orobanchaceae. The record is from the annotation of a GenBank genome assembly.
AUGAGGCCUUCCCAUGGCACUCUUACUCCCAUCCUCCUCCUCCUCCUCAUAGCCCUCACAGCCCACGCGGGCAGGCCCAAUAACGGGGCCCGCCAAUUCAUGGGCCUUCAGAACGCGGCCCGCACAGCACUGGGCCUGCGGCCCUUCGUGUGGGAUCGCAAGCUGGCACGGUACGCCAAGUCGUACGCGAACCGGAGGCGCAGGGACUGCGCAUUGGAGCACUCGGGCGGGCCCUACGGAGAAAACAUAUUCUGGGGCAGCGGGCGCGGGUGGGGCCCGGCCCAGGCGGCGGCGGCCUGGGUGGCCGAGCGGCGAGAGUACAACUAUUGGGCAAACUCGUGCGCGGACGGCCGGGAAUGCGGGCACUACACUCAAAUAGUGUGGAGGGACACGAAGAGGAUUGGGUGCGCCAAAGUGGUUUGCGACGAUGACAAGGGAGUUUUCAUGACUUGCAACUAUGACCCACCGGGGAAUUACAUUGGGGAGAGGCCUUAUUGA